AUGCUCAUGUGCCUGGAUGUCACUUACGAGUUCGCCGCAGUCCACUUUCUUCCUGUCUUUACCAAAAUCAUCCGUACCUGCCGUCGGAUUGAUGACGACGUCAACCCUGCUACUAUUACUCCCGCCCUCACGGCUGCGGCUCCUGAGAACAGCAAUCCAUCCACGGUGGCUGCUUCUCAGUCAAAAGUUUCCUUCGUAGAACAGCUGAAGAGCAGACGAGACGACAAGUUUGAUGAGGCCGAAAUUCUCGCAAGAGGUGACAAUCGGGUGAGCCAAGAACCACUUGAGUCAUGGUUCACGGGCCCCCAAUCCAGGAGGCAAGCGUAA
Molecule: messenger RNA, 327 nt
Organism: Dibothriocephalus latus
Lineage: Eukaryota; Metazoa; Platyhelminthes; Cestoda; Diphyllobothriidea; Diphyllobothriidae
Source: the annotation of a GenBank genome assembly